AUGGUCACUCCGAUGCUUAGUGCGGUUUACUGGAACGACAUCAAGCUCAAGUCUAACACUUUACACAAUUAUCAGGUUGCCCUCGGCAUUGCCACCUUGGGGGGUGCGCUGGUGGGCCAGAUCCUGUUUGGCAUCGCCGCUGAUAUCUGGGGUCGCCGUCAGAUGUAUGGAUGGGUACUCAUCAUCCUCAUCUUCAGCACUCUCGCCGUGAUCUGCUCAGAGCUUGCUCCGACACACAUAAGAGGUCGCAUGCUGGCAGUUGUGUUUCUUUGCCAGUCUCUUGGAGAGGCAGCAGCUGCCGUCGUGGCACUCAUUGCCGUAGCUGGCUUCCGAAACAGCCUCCCAGAUGAUGCCAACAGUCUGAAGUGUACGGGCUCCUGCGUCCACGACCUGGACAAGAUAUGGAGGUAUAUUGUCGGCUUGGGCGCAAUUCCGGCAUUUGUCGCGAUUUGA
Molecule: messenger RNA, 453 nt
Organism: Aspergillus aculeatus ATCC 16872
Lineage: Eukaryota; Fungi; Ascomycota; Eurotiomycetes; Eurotiales; Aspergillaceae
Exons: 3
Coding region: 1-453 (150 amino acids)
Source: RefSeq, a predicted model, not a curated record